This is a messenger RNA of Neocloeon triangulifer, 686 nucleotides long. RefSeq lists its product as uncharacterized. The record is from RefSeq and is a predicted model, not a curated record. The transcript has 2 exons. Lineage: Eukaryota; Metazoa; Arthropoda; Insecta; Ephemeroptera; Baetidae. Bases 123 to 542 code for a protein of 139 amino acids.
CGCAUUUAGAAAACUUUUAUCUCGGAACAACUCUAAACUUAUAAACAAUUUCCUAGUAUAAAAGAGUAGCCUCUCUCCCAGUCAAGUAUAGUUGAACCAUCAGCUUCUCAAAACCAACAACCAUGAAAUUCGCCCUCGCCAUCUGCCUUGCCCUCUGCGUCGCCUUCAUCCAGGCUGACAACAGCUGCUCCUCCGACUCAUCUUCCUCCUCUGGAUCCUGGUCUUGCUCCUGCUCCUCCGACAGCUCUUCCUCCUCUGACUCCAGCUCCUCAUCCUCCUCCGACUCGAGCAGCUCUUCCUCCGACUCGGCCUCUGGCGAACACAACGCCCGCGGAUGGCACAAUGUCCAGUGCAAGCACAGAUGGGGCGAGCACGCCAGCUGGGAGUCCGAAUCUGACAGCUCUUCCUCGUCCAGCUCCAGCUCUUACCAGUGCAUCCAGUGCCAGAGGUCUGACAGCUCCUCCUCCUCAUCCUCUGAUAGCUGCUCCUGCAACAAUUGCCGCAGACACGGUGUCCGCGUCAACCGCAUUGGACCCCUGUAAAUUCGACCAGCCCUCAACUGAAGACAAUUUGCUGCUUUUCUAUCUGACCGUGUUGUCUAGUAUGUGUUACAUUUCCAUAUCAAAUGUGCACACUUCUUGUAGUUUCAAUCAAAAUAAAUCUUUCUGAAAUGUUAUAGCUGAAAA